UUGAGAUGUAAGGUGUUAACACUGGCGGGCGUCGUUCUUAUGAAGCCCGGAAUAUGUCCAUCACAUCACUCAACUUCAUUUGAUAACUAUAUGCCUGUUAAGUAGAAGAUUUUAAUUUGUUAAUAGCAUUAUAGUGUGGUUUUAAUAUUGAACAAUAAUAUAUAUAUAUAUAUGUAUACGAAAUGUACUAGUUUUGUGUCCGAAAUGGUAAACAAUGUGCGAGCCGACCUGUGUACCAAGGGACUAGUAUCCGCCGUCAGUGGCUCCAGUAAUUACCUCAAAUUAACAACAAAUUAUCUCAUAAAUCCCGUGAGGACCUGUAGGUGUUGGGAUAACUGUCUCUACUACCAUAAAAUUACACACGUAGCGAAUGUCAGAGUGAGGCUACAGUGUAUAUUAUUGCCUCUUGUGCAGUCGGCGUGUGGCGGGCUGGUUUGCUUUAUAAUAAUUCUCACAUGGACUUGAAGUAGAGAAACACCAAAGUUAAGAGUAUACUUUACGAAGAGUGACCUUUCACAUGUCAGGACUCUCAUCAAGCGAGACGUAGGGGUGAGGGCUGGCAUAUUAACUCUACACCAGCAUCAGCCAUUAAGACAACUCUUGAGGACUGUGUCACAGUACACACGUACUGUAGACCUCAGUACUAGCAACUACAGAUACACUGAUGCACAAUUUUGUGAAAGGGAACGCCAGUACCAGUUAGUCGUGUAGGAGAUGGCCCUCCAGAGGCUCCGGAUGCUGGGGUGAUGACAGGUGGAAGAGUGAGGGAGUAAGCUGGCCGAGACCUCAGACAUAUUGCACUAAGACGAAAUGUCUAGACGAAGAUGUUCCCUUUCAUCGGCUUGGAUUUUAAUCUUCGUAGGGUUCGUGUACCUAACAGGAAUUUAUCAGUACUUCAUAGCGUGGUCCUAUUCAAAACACUACACACACUGGGGGCCAUUUCACUCAUUGAGGCCUGCAGAAGAUGUUGCAGUUAAACGUAUCAAUGAAUUUCAGCACUCUUAUUCAUUUUCAAAUGUGGAAAAAUGUGAAAUAAAAGAUUCCAUACGCUUGAUGUAUGUUGUAAAGUCAGCUCUUCCAAAUUUUGAGAAAAGAAUGGGAAUUCGGAAUUCUUGGGGUUUCGAAAGCCGAUUUUCUGAUGUGGAAAUCAAAACGGUCUUCUUGUUAGGAAUGAAUCCAGACAAACCUCAGUUGCAAAAAUUGCUGGAAAAGGAAGUUCAGGAACAUAAAGAUAUAAUACAGGCAGAUUUCAUAGACUCAUACUUCAACAACACUAUAAAAACCAUGAUGGGCUUACAUUGGACAUACCACAAUUGCCAGAAAGUCAAAUAUUUUCUUUUUGUAGAUGAUGACUAUUAUGUGUCUACAAGAAAUAUGCUUCGCUUUUUGAGGGAUCCUGCUAACUAUCCUCAAUAUCUUGAAAAAUAUAUUGUAACAGCUGUUAAUGAGUACAAAGAACAUCUGUAUGCAGGUUAUGUUUUUGAACAUUCACGCCCCAUCAGGUGGGUCUUUAGCAAAUGGUAUAUUUCACUUGAUGAAUAUCCAUAUUCUGAGUGGCCACCAUAUGUGACAGCUGGUGCUUAUGUUUUGUCAAGAAAAAGUUUGGAAGAUUUAUAUCACGGUAGUACCAAUACCUACAAAUUCCGUUUUGAUGAUGUGUUCCUUGGUAUGGCAGCUAAAUAUGCAGGCAUUAAGCCUUAUCACCACAAGGAAUUUUACUUCUAUCGUAAACUAUAUGAUCUGGAGGGAUAUAAGUGGGUGAUUGCCUCCCAUGGUUUUGAUGAUCCAAAAGAAUUACAAGAGGUCUGGAGUGAACAAAGAUCUGCCGGAAAUGCAUAAUAUAAUUGCUGUAUUACUUGCCCUUUUUCAUCAUGAUACCUUUACCAGAAACUUGAUGUAAUUCAGGCUUCUCUACCUCUAGUAUGUGCUAUAUUAGGAAUUGAUUGUUAUAAUUGGCUCUUUUUUUUUCUAAUAAUAAUACAUUUAUACAGUAUUAUUAUUAUAACAGUACAGUAUUAUGAUUGAAUUUGGGCCCGAGGCCAAAUGUAUUUUUCUUAUAUUGUAUAUUUUGUAUAUCUUGUAUAUUUUAGUAUGUAUCUCAACUUUUAAAAUACUGUGUGUGCUGCCUUACUUUAAAGGUUCCAGUUUAAUUCUGUGUUCACCUAACAGUACUGUAUAUAGGUACCUGGAUUUUAGCCAAAUGUUGCACGUCACAUCCUGGGUAAAGUCAGUUAUUGGCCUACGAGGACCACAAUAAGCCUAAUAGGCAUCCUGUCCCUGACAAUUAAAAAUAUAAAUACAGUACAAUAAAAUUUUAAUGAUUUAGUUUUUUGCAUUUUUAGGUUUGCACUGUUUAUUUAUAAGGUAUCGUAGUACAAUUUGCUUCAUUGUCGACUCACAAUUGAGGAAUCCAGGUUUCAAUUCCUGGCCAGAACAAUAAUGGACAUGUCUCCUUUCAUCUAAUGCCACUGUUUUCCUAGCAGUACAUAGGUACCCAGGAGUUAUGCAACUGUUGUGGGGUUGCAUCCUGGAAAGGGUCAGUAUUAUAGUUCGACUUUGGAAGGACCUCAAUACAAGCACGCAUACAUGUACGCUUAGGUAAUAUUACACACACUAAUAAUACUAAUACAGUAAUCUAGCAAUAAUCUAAUAACACCAACCUAAUAAUCAUUACUGCAUACAGUCCACCAACAAGCAAUACAGGGACUAAGGAAGAGCUCGAUGACAAAAGAGAUGGCCUUAAAGGAAUCAUAAGAGAAAUUACUUUACCAAAUCCUUUACCCAGUCAGGCAGAACUAAAUCUAUAUAUCUUGGAUGACAAACAAGUUCAGAACCAGAGUGGAAAUGUACAGAGUUGUAAUGCACUAAAUACAGGAGCAAUCUCUCAGCCCCCAGGAAUAAUGUCAGGUGUUUAAAUUGUUUCUACACAAAUGCCAGAAGCCUAGUAAAUAAAUUUGAAUCAUUAUGUGCAUAUGCUGAGGCUGAAAAUCCUGACAUCAUUGACAUCAGUGAUGCUACAUGCCUUCCCAGCUUGGUGCCUUCUUUGAUGAUUACUUUACUUACUUGACAUCAGUGAAACAUGGGGCCGAGAGGACAUAAUAGAAAGGGAAUUCUCUCUCGUUACUACCCACCAUUCAGAAAGAUCAGAACAAUAAGAGCAGGUGGGGUGAUGCUGUAUGUGAAGGGGGACAUGGAUGCAUCCAACAACGGUUGGUCACGUGAUUGUUAAAAGAUUUAGCAGGGUCGUAUUCCAGGGAAUAUAGGAUUAAAAACAUGCCUAAAAUGCUAUGCAUGCUAUUGGCUGUGCAAGAAUAUAAGACUCUUGUAUAUAUACAAAUAAAAUAAAUAACAAUGAGGAACGGAACAUCAUGGGGUUCCUCAGAGUCUGCAUGGUGCAACAUACUAAAGAUGAUAGCAAAAUUACUGUGGGAGUAUGCUACAGGGUUGACACAGCAGCGGCAGAGGAAAUUGUGGAUCUGCAUAAUGUGAUCAAUAUAGAAUCUGAAACCAAAACCCUAAUAAUGGGGGACUAACCAUGAGACCAUGGAUUGGAUCAACCUAACAUCUCGAGCAGAAGGUGAGCAAUUUCUUUACCUUGUGCAGGACUCUUUCCUCAUACAGCAUGUGGUAGAGCCCACACGUUGUAACAGUAUACUUGUAACAGUAUACUAGAUCUAGUGCUAACAACAGAAGAGGGUAUGAUUGAUCAAAUUCUUGUGGGGGGAAAAGCUAACCCCCCUCCUCAUACGACCAUCAUAUUUUAAGAUGGACUACGAAUAUAGAAACCCACAUAAAGGUCAAAGAUGAUGAAUUUCUAGAUUACCAGCAAGGUGACUAUCAAGGAAUGAGAGAGGAAUUGCAAACCAUUUACUAAACACGGUAUAUGUACACGUAUAUACUGUACUGUAUAUACAUAUACACACUAUAGAUACAUUAUAGACAGAUGGGAGACAGACACUUAGGCAAUGCUGGGUACCUGGCAUUGCCCAGGGGUCUGUCUCCCAUCUGUCCAACUAUAUCCAUCCAUCUAUUUAAAAAUCUACCUAUUCAUUUAUCCAUACAUCCAUCUAGCCAUCCACAUAUAUAUGUUUAUUUAUCCACCGAUUCAUCUCUCAGUAUCAUCAUAUUCAUCUUCCUAUCUUGCCCUCUAUCUGUCCAUCCAUCCACCUGUGCAGCCAUCUAUCUACCCAUGCACCUAAUUCAUCUAUCUAUCCAUCCAACUAUCUUUUCAUCUAUCCAUCCAUCUACUCAUCUGUCUAUCCAUCAAUCUGUCCAUUCCCCUAUCCAUCCAUCUAUCUAUUAUCUGUCUGCCUCUUUGUCUCUGUCAGUCCCCCUGUCUGUGUUUCUCUCAACCUCUGUCUUUAUCUGCCCCUGUCUCUCUUAUAACAAAUAUAAUUGUCAAAUGUGUGGGUGGUCAGCAGUGAGAGGAGCUCAGUGGAGUGAAAUACUGUACUAAGAAGAGAAUAGUUACCCCUUACUCUGGUAAAGAGCCAUGGCUUGAAAAAACUUUGAUGCUGUGAAAGAUAUGGAUGUUUUAUGCAAAUAUGGGCAAAUUAUUGACAAUAGGAAAUUUGUUAAUUUUCCCAUUAUCAGUUAAUAAUGGUGUAUAUUACUACAGUAUAAGAAAAUUUUGUUUGAAAAGUUUUUGAAAAUAUUUACCUAUGUGACUGGCCAGCAGUGCCAAUAAUCAUCUAAUAAUUUUCCAAUUGUAUUGUUCUGUAAAAAAUGGUCAAUUAUCUAAUGCUCUGUGUGUUCAUUUGUCAGAAAAUUUGCACCAAAUUGAUUAGAAGAAGUCUUCUUCAAUAAUGAAUUGUAAAAGUAUUGUCAAUAGAAACAUUAUUAAAUCCACAAAGCCAUACAAUGUGAACAGUAAUACAAUGUACAGUAAUGCUUUGUAUAGCUUGGAUCCAUUUUUAAUUGAUAAAUUAAAAAAUGAUUUAGUAAGAUCAUUAAUACAGUUAUCUCAAUUUAAUAUCUCAUUAGUAUUGUUGGUGUUAUGGUCUCUGCUUUUGGGUUAAAAUUUUGUAAUGUAAAUAUUUAUCUUUACAACAUUCAACUCAAUGGUUUUAAAUUUGUAUGUAUUAUUACAGAAUACAAUAAAGUUAGAUUUGUAUAAAAAAAAA
This is a messenger RNA of Procambarus clarkii (red swamp crayfish), 5123 nucleotides long. RefSeq names its product beta-1,3-galactosyltransferase brn. Gene Ontology annotation, cellular component: Golgi membrane. The record is from RefSeq and is a predicted model, not a curated record. Lineage: Eukaryota; Metazoa; Arthropoda; Malacostraca; Decapoda; Cambaridae. Gene Ontology annotation, molecular function: hexosyltransferase activity; UDP-glycosyltransferase activity.